Messenger RNA from Lycium barbarum (goji berry), 1033 nucleotides. RefSeq names its product serine/arginine-rich splicing factor SR45a. NCBI's taxonomy places the organism in Eukaryota, Viridiplantae, Streptophyta, Magnoliopsida, Solanales, Solanaceae. The record is from RefSeq and is a predicted model, not a curated record. Gene Ontology annotation, biological process: positive regulation of mRNA splicing, via spliceosome. Gene Ontology annotation, cellular component: spliceosomal complex. Gene Ontology annotation, molecular function: RNA binding.
AAAUUUCGCUAAUUAUGAUAGGCACGCUUAAAGUUAAAGCUUGAACUCUAAAAAAUAUAAUUCUCUCAGCAUAAUCCCUUCUCCCUCAUAUUGGCAAUUUAGGGUUCGCUUCUCUCCCCUGAAAUGGCCGAUUCUCCUCUUAAAAGGUAUUCCCGCUCUCCUUCACCUUGGGAAGAAAAGUCAAGAUCUCGCUCUCGAUCAAGGUCUAGAUCCCCAUUUAGAUCAAGGUCAAGGCCAAGAGGAAGAUCCAGGUCCAGAAGUCAUGGAAGGGCUGACGAUUCUAAUCCCGGAAACACACUAUAUGUGACUGGAUUAUCUACAAGGGUCACUGAUAGGGAUCUUGAGGAGCAUUUCUCAAAGGAGGGAAAGGUGAAGUCAGUUUUUCUGGUUAUGGAGCCCCGUACUCGCAUCUCUCGUGGUUUUGCUUUCAUAACAAUGGAUAGUCUUGAGGAUGCUAAUCGCUGCAUUAAGAACCUUAAUCAGUCCGUCCUUGAAGGCCGGUACAUAACAGUGGAGAAGUCUCGUAGAAAACGCCCAAGGACUCCAACACCUGGUCAUUAUCUUGGGCUUCAGAGCGGAAGGGGUGAUGGUUUUCGUGGUGAUCGUGGUAGGUAUCGUGGCCGUGAUGACUAUGGGCACCGAAGAUCUCCAAGGCGCUCUCCAUAUAGAGGUCGACGAGAUUAUUCUCCUAGACGCUCACCUUAUGCUGAAGGUCGAGACGUGCGCGAUCCCGGUCAUAUUCUCCUUAUGAAAGGAACUACCCUCGUGGUUAUAGAUAGGGGUUUCACAAGGCAUAUGUGGUUCCCUCUCUAGCUAUGAAAACUGCUUGUAAGGAUCUAUAAGUUUGGUGUGGACUAGUCUUCAUGUUGUAAGGUGUUAAAGAGUACCGGUUAAUGAAUGUAUGUCUGUGUGUCGUCACCUAUCACUAUGUUUAGUAUAUACCUUGUAUGUGGAUAAAGCUGUAACCCUUCUGAAGCUUUAAAUAGGCAUUAUGCCAUUCCAUGUUAUGAUGUAUCCACUCUCCUUCACUGCA